AUGGAAGCCGUUGGCGCUGCUUCCGUCAUCCUCGGAAUCGCAACAGCCGGUUUGCAAUGUUCCUUGAAGCUCAUGACUUUUGCGGGACAGGUCAAGAUAGCGCCAGAGCAAAUUGGCAUCGUCGCCGAAGAUGUAUCGUUAAUUGCCAACAUCCUGAAGCAACUGGGCGAAUUGGUGAAGCAGAAUAUAGAGUACAAAGGGGUAUCAGACGAUAAUGGCUACAGCAAUACCAAUAAGAAUAUUGCAUGGGUACACGAUAUCGAUACGACAAUUUCAAAAAAAAGCAUAUUUAUUGCACCUGGGCUAGAAAAAGUCAUUGGCCUAGCAAGACAAGGAGAAACGAUCUUCGAGUUGCUAAACCAGUCCUUGCACAAAGCCAGCCAGCAGCUGCAUGAAAACUCCGAAACGUCGGAUAAGGUCAAGAGCGCGGAGACAUUUGAAUUGCCGGUUCUCUUCCCGGAGAUCGUCACCAUGCAUUUUGAGCUUAGGAAUAUCAAGGGGAAAUUGAUCUUGAUGCUUCAGGUCGCUAUGCUGGUCUAUUCGAGGAGUAUGUUGGAGUCAAAUGGUGAAAGCCAGCCUAGCACGGAUAUUGUUGCCUUCUCUAGAGAGGAGCAGGAGUUGCUGGUUCAGUCUAUUGUUGCAGCCCAGGAAUCCCAGAUAGGCAGUCCUGGAAAGGAAGAUACGGAAGCCUCCAAUGUUGAAUCCGUUAGAGAAUCAUUGGAAGAAGAGCGACCACCAUUGUCUCAAUAUUUGAGGGCCUCCAAGAGAAUUCUGCCAUCUGUGCAUACUGAAUUGAAUGGUACGGCAGAUCAUGCGGGAAAAAUACCACUCUCGAGACAACCAACACGAUCUGCGUCCGAGAUAUUUGACCAACCGCCCUUGCAUGUUUUCAAGAUCUAUCUUGUCUCCCCAAGAGUAUCUAUUACAGACCGACAACUUCACAUAUCCUACGAUGCUCGCAUUAUCAAUCUCCAGAAUCUGACGAUCGAAUCGCAGCUCCAAGAGUGGAAGAGGGCUUCAAAUAAGACGGUUCUGGACCAGCUGGCUGCUCUGCAGAACAAUGAAUUUGAAGCACUAGAUGCCACGAGAAACAGCAGUGACGGGACCAUUCCGGAUGAAGGAAUACUCGAGUGGAUCCAAUUCGGCGAUUACCGUACUCUUGUUCAAGGUAUUGAGACUUCCAGGGCCAGGACCCUAACAAUAAUCAUGAGCAAGGUGCCUCAACCAGCCCCGCAAUUGAAAGAGGAGACAAAGAAGUCAGAAAUAGAAGAGGGAGCAAAAGAUGAGUCACAGAAAGGUGCACGGACAACUUGGAUUAAAGUUCAUAAGAAGCACCUUUCUCCAGAAACACUAAUUUCAUUUGGCUUACCGUGGGACUGGGACCAGAGUGAUCCCCACUACCUCAUAAUCAAGACUUGGAUCACUGAGGAUUUUCAAGAAGAGCUAUUUGCUCAUACCCGACGGUUGCGUCAUACACGACGGCCGCGAGAGGAUAAUAAGACUCAAGUGACGACUCAAGUAACUAAAGUCACGCCAAAGGCCGAGGCUAUUGACCCCAAGGCGAAGGUAAACGACCCAAAGAAAGAUAGAAUCAUCUAUGUUCGCAAAAAGACUUCGAAACGACGAAGCCGCAAAAAGUCCCUGCCACAACAGAACAGUGGAUUCAUGUCGUGGAUCAGACAGAGUAUACCCUUUUUUAGGCAACGAAAGCAAGACCGAAAGCAAGAGCAGGGGGAUACGGAACAGAAAUCAAACAACAAAGCUCAGGCAGGCAAAAUUGAAAGUUCCAAUCCUUCCAAUCGGACGGCGGUGGGUGAAGAGAGGGAAGAAAUUAGUGGGAAUAUUGAAGAAGAGGAGCAAGAAGUGGGUCAACAGGCCGAAGAAGAACCAGAAGUGGGCGAAGAGGUUGAGGCCUUAUCAGAGAGCGAUGAUGCAGAAGACAUUGUUGAUGAUAUAUUGACCAGACAUAGUAUAUAA
Messenger RNA from Penicillium pulvis, 1977 nucleotides. Its product is annotated as Glucose-methanol-choline oxidoreductase N-terminal. The coding region runs from base 1 to 1977 and encodes 658 amino acids. Lineage: Eukaryota; Fungi; Ascomycota; Eurotiomycetes; Eurotiales; Aspergillaceae. The transcript has 5 exons. The record is from RefSeq and is a predicted model, not a curated record.